Molecule: messenger RNA, 987 nt
Organism: Colletotrichum siamense
Lineage: Eukaryota; Fungi; Ascomycota; Sordariomycetes; Glomerellales; Glomerellaceae
Exons: 1
Coding region: 1-987 (328 amino acids)
Source: RefSeq, a predicted model, not a curated record
AUGGUAUGGACAGAGUUUUAUCGCAACCCGCGAUAUUUUGUCGCAAAGUGGGCACAGUGGUGCGAAUUGAUCAAGCACGACCAAGACGACGGGAAGCAAGACGACAACAAGGCGGAUGGCAGUGACGAAGGCUGCAGCGUGGAAGACAACUACGAUGAAUAUGAGCCGGAAGCCGACGAUUCUUCUCUGAUGUCCGUAUCCAAUCAUGUUGUCCAUCACAGCGGCUGGGAACUUGAGCCCAUCAGAACGAAGGCACACUACUACGACGCGAUCGACAACACCAUCGACCAGAUGUCUAGGGAUGUUGCCAAGGGCCUCCGACCAAGCCUUCGGCUCCCUGUAUGGACAUGUUCCACAGAAGAUCAUCUUGGCUUCUGGUCAAACACAUCAUCUCACGGCAGAGCUACAGAGGACCCCGUUAUCAACUUCGAGUCAGACUUCAUCUACGUCCAAAAGACGGGAUGGCCUCAGACACAGGCGUUGGUAAGCAAGCGAUACCUCAAAUGGAUGGGCAGCAUCCGCAAUGUCAUCAUCGACACCGAGGUCAACUUGCAGGCAGGAUCCGAGGACGAAGUAAGACGGGAGGUUGUGAAGGGAUUCACGAGAGAGAACUUAUGGCGGUGGAAAAUGAGGCGCUACCUGCCGAAUCUCAAGGUCAUACGGCGCGCGCUCACGGACAAGGCACCGCAGCUUCUUAACGAGUGGGCAUACUUCCAAACGAGGUACCUGCUUCGCGAGGCACACGACGAGCAAUGGCGGAGCAUUCGGCAUGACAUUGCAACGGACAACGGCUGGCUUCCCGGAAUGUGUUCGCCCAAGGAACCUCAACGGAAGCCAUUUCUCGAUAGGUUGCUGAGUAGUGAUGCCACAGUUAGAGGUGCUAUUCCGCAGGAUCUUACACUAGAAGACGACGAGGCUUUGGGGAGCAGGAAACUUUUUGGUGGAUUCCUUCAAGCCUUGGUCGAUGCAGACGCUGAACAGCGGUAG